AUGAACGAGUCUGAGCUUCGUAUAAAAAUUCAACCAAAACAAAACUUUCAUUUUCGGUAUGAGAACGAAAUAAACCAACAAGGAAAUACACACGGUGUAUUGCAGGGCCAACAAAAAUACAAAUAUCCUACAAUUGAAUUAAGUUUGCCAGCAAAUAAAAGAAAUAGUGAAUUUUUCGUACUUUGUUCUUUGCAUCGUUUUACAGACAUCGUACCCAAAACUCUUUCGCCACAUCUUCUAAUGCGAAAAGGAGUAACGGAACUUAACUAUGAGUUUAUAUUUGAAAAAAUGAAAACGGUUGAAGACAAUCCAAUGAAGCGAGUCUGGGAGUUAAGAGACUGUGUUAUUGUGCGUUUAACAAAAAAGGAAUACAAUAAUUCCUUUACCAAUAAAAGGACCGCAUACGAACGUUUACAAUUACCUUCGUUAACUUUCGAAGAACUGCUAGGAGAGUUGAAUUUAGAUGAUCCUAGUGAUGUAGAAGACAGUGCAAAAGGAAACGUCUGUCUGGGUUUUACGAUAUUCGAAAAAAAAGCUAAAGCAAAACAAUAUACUUUGUAUAAGAAAACAAUUUAUUCCUGUAACAUCUAUAAUGCUGAUACAUUAAAAAUCUACAAAAUUGAUACCCCCAAAGGAAGUGUACUUGGAGGCACCGAAAUAAACAUCAAAUCCAAAUUUGAGUCAUGUUGGACACUUAUUGUUUUAAUAAAUAAAAUCAAUGAAAGAACCAACAAAAUCGUAUGGAACACUACCGUUAAAGAUUUAAAAAAAAACAAGAACACGAUAACUUUUACACUGCCACCAUAUGGAGGACCCGAAAGUGAGGAUGACGAAAUUGAAGUAAAUAUGUGUGUUAAAGUGGAAAACUCCACUUACAUAAGCGAUAAUGUCAAAUUCUUCUAUGUCAAUGAAAGGCCACGUAAACGUCCAAGAGUAACAGAAAAACAAGAUAACCCUCCAGAACAAAGAGCAAAUGACAUGAGUAAUAUAUCAUGUGAUUAUGAAACUUCGCCGGAGUUCUCAGGUUCGAAGGAAUUUGUUUGCACUCAGCAUGUCGAUAUUAAAUUUAAAAUUGAUAAAAUUUUCAAAACUCCAAAGGAUCCAAAUCACAUUAUGUCAUAUGAACGUUUGUAUUCCAUAUUUUACGAUGCUUUAGAAUCGGAGGAAGCAUUCAAACAUCUUUAUAAAAUGGCCAAGGAUUCAAGUAACAAUUAUCUGGUUGCAGAUUUGCGCAAUGAAAAUGGUGAAAAUCUCUUGCACAUGGCGUGUCAAAUGAACAAGUUCAAGAGAAUACGUCCUUUAAUUGGAUUGGGAUGUCAUAUCAAUGAGCAGGACUACAUCGGAAGAACACCGUUGCACGUCGCUCUGGCUAAACAACAUAUCGAUUGUGUUGCGGAAAUUCUGUUUAUCUUCAACAACAUUUCAAAGUACCCCAAAGAAGUUGAAACUGAUUUAAUGAAAAUGAUUGGGGCCUACAAUCACGAUGGCCAUACAGUUUUACAUGCCGCCAUGCUCGGCCAAUAUAAAGAAUUAUGCGAAGCUAUAUUGAUGUUCAUGCGCAAACACAAUAUCAAUGUUUUGGACUUUGAAGUGUUGGGAAGUGGUGAUUCCAUUGCACAUUUGGCUGUUAAACACAAUCUUAUGACGAUUCGGCCUCUUAUAGUAGAAUAUGUGCCAAAUUACGAGAUGGUUCAAAAUUAUGCUGGUAUAAUGGUGGAGGAGUUGGAAGAUGAAAUGUUGGAACAAUUAAAAAAUCUAAAUGUAUAA
Messenger RNA from Calliphora vicina (urban bluebottle blowfly), 1767 nucleotides. RefSeq lists its product as uncharacterized. Gene Ontology annotation, molecular function: DNA-binding transcription factor activity; protein binding; DNA binding. NCBI's taxonomy places the organism in Eukaryota, Metazoa, Arthropoda, Insecta, Diptera, Calliphoridae. Bases 1 to 1767 code for a protein of 588 amino acids. Gene Ontology annotation, biological process: regulation of DNA-templated transcription. The record is from RefSeq and is a predicted model, not a curated record. The transcript is spliced from 3 exons.